AUGGCAUAUGUUAUGUAUUUUCUUCUUUUCGGUCUAGUUGUAGGAUUGGCGGCAGUUGCUUCUAAUCCUUCUCCUUAUUUUGCUGCUUUAGGUUUAGUGGUGGUAUCUGGGGUUGGUUGUGGCGUUUUGGUGAGUUAUGGUGGUUCUUUUUUAUCACUAAUUCUGUUCUUAAUUUAUCUUGGUGGGAUGUUGGUUGUCUUUGCAUAUUCGGCAGCUUUAGCUGCUGAGCCAUAUCCCGAAAGCUGGGGAAGUUGAUCAGUAUUGGGAGUGCUUCUAGUUUAUAUUUUAGGGUUAGUUAUUGUAGGAUCCUUAUUUUUUGGGGGUUGGUAUGAGGGGUCCUGAAUAACGGCUGAUGAGUUUAGUGAACUCUCUAUAUUUCGAGGGGAUAUGGGAGGGGUGGCCUUAAUAUAUUCAGCGGGUGGUGGUUUGUUAGUUUUAGGUGCUUGGGUACUUCUUCUUACUCUGUUUGUAGUUCUAGAGUUAACUCGUGGGUUAAGUCGGGGUGCGUUACGGAUAGUUUAA
Cololabis saira (Pacific saury) is the source of this 522-nucleotide messenger RNA. The record is from the annotation of a RefSeq genome assembly. Lineage: Eukaryota; Metazoa; Chordata; Actinopteri; Beloniformes; Belonidae.